This is a messenger RNA of Mytilinidion resinicola, 1192 nucleotides long. RefSeq lists its product as uncharacterized. The record is from RefSeq and is a predicted model, not a curated record. Lineage: Eukaryota; Fungi; Ascomycota; Dothideomycetes; Mytilinidiales; Mytilinidiaceae. The coding region runs from base 208 to 867 and encodes 219 amino acids. The transcript has 2 exons.
GAACCCUGGCACGCCCGGGGAAAGGCGUCCACGGGUAGCUAUAUGUACGCCAUUGCCACUUUCUUCUGGACAUGAUCUUGAGUAAGCUUUAAGACUUCAUCUUCACUUCUUUCCCGCCGCAUCAAGGACAAUUCUCAGAUAUUUGCCCUUCGAUAGCCGACACCUUUUUGCUUGCGUGGCAUUUCUACUUUGCCGCCUUCAUACAACAUGGCGUUUUUACCAAUCUUCCUCUCUUGCUUGCUACUCUCCAUUUUGUCGAUAACAAAUCUUGCGCUUAUAAGCUCGAUGGUUGCCUGGCUACACAUACAAAAGACCCAGGUCAAAAGCUACGCUAUCAACUGGCCAAAUGAUUCCUUCCAUCUGCAGGCUUUACCGGAACACCUCUGGUUGGACCAAGGACACACGUCCAACGGAGUUGCUGGCUAUGGCUUCUUUCUAGGCCUGGUAGGGCUAUAUGUCGCAUGGAGACAGCGAAAGCGAGACGGAAGGGGUCCUUCCAAAACACUCCUGGGGCUCGUCAUACUACUCUCGCUAGCCGUUGUGUUCACUCUCGUGGCGCUCGCCUUCGUCUUCACCGUCGCGCAUGAUACCAAAGGCCAAACAAUCCUGUCGUCAGUCGCAAAAGCUGGCGUCAAGUACCCCGCGCACAAAUGGACUCCGGCGACAUGGUACAAAGCUGUUCUGAAAUUGCCCCUGGCCGACGGUAGCGUGCGAUCCGAUAUCAAGUCUCACGUCACCAACAUCGAAGCAUGGGAAUACAUGCUCAUCCCGAUCUUCCUUACCGACAUCCUCGCACUGGGAAUUGCGGUCACGGCGAUGAUGAAGCAGCGAAAGGGUCAGCCUUCCGAAAAUCCUACCGAAAAAUGAGCAAUCGCUUACGUCCUGGAAGAAAUAAAAUACAGCGGCCUCAACCGCGGAGAGAACAAAGUACCACUUGAACCGUAUCGACCAACUGUGUAAUAAUUCCAGUGAGGAAUUUGGGAUAUCAAAAGCGUCGAAGGGGGUCUCUUGUCUUGGAGGAUGGUUCGUAGGCUUACGACUCUCAUUACCCUACGGAGGGGGAUAAAAAAUCUGGGACUACAUUUAUAUUUCUAGUUGGAUUUUGGUUGCGAUUUGGUCGCUGGGAUCAUUCCUUUCAAGAUAUCCACUGUUCAGAUACCAUUAAUACGACUUUCGUUGCAUGUUGCUUGAA